AUGGGAAACUACACCGCCGAGCAGCAGGCGCCCGACGCAGACCUCGGCCGCUCGAUCCGCCCCGGAUGGCGGAACGUCUCGGACGAUCCGGAGCGCUCCUUUGGCUUGCCCAUGGUGCGCACCGACAAGCCGAUGCCGCAUGUACGCGGCGUAGCAGACUACCAAAAUUAUGGCGAUGAGCCGGGAGCGCGGGCAGUGCUCAACCCGCCCUCCUACUCGGAGCUUGGCGUCGAACCAGCCGACUUCGCGACGCCGCUGCCCCUCCCAGCCCUCGUCAACAUCUUUGCCCGAGCCGGCCUCGCGGAGGCGCUGACGCAGCUAGCGGCCGCUGUCGAGCAGGCCUUCCACGAGGCGGGCGGCGGCGAGCUGGGUCUGUCGGUCAUUGAGUUGCGAAGGGCCCUUGGCGUGUGA
This is a messenger RNA of Emiliania huxleyi CCMP1516, 411 nucleotides long. RefSeq lists its product as hypothetical. Bases 1 to 411 code for a protein of 136 amino acids. Lineage: Eukaryota; Haptophyta; Isochrysidales; Noelaerhabdaceae. The transcript is spliced from 3 exons. The record is from RefSeq and is a predicted model, not a curated record.